Messenger RNA from Vollenhovia emeryi, 2536 nucleotides. RefSeq lists its product as uncharacterized. NCBI's taxonomy places the organism in Eukaryota, Metazoa, Arthropoda, Insecta, Hymenoptera, Formicidae. The record is from RefSeq and is a predicted model, not a curated record. Bases 464 to 2095 code for a protein of 543 amino acids. The transcript is spliced from 8 exons.
GGGUCUGCGCUUGGAGCGAAUAAUUCAGUAAAAUCUAUCGCAAGAAACGUUACACCGUGACACGUUUUAAAAGAGUUACGCAUUGUGAUUUAGUUUGUUCCGCAUAAACUGCACCCUCCUUCCCCUUCUUCCACGUGUAACAUAAUUGUGUUUGUAACUACACAAAUUUGCAAGGAAUUCCUCAUAUCUUGGACAUUCAUUUAGAAACAAAAAAGUGGUCGUGAUCGGAAUGGCAAUUGUUUGUUAACUAGAAUCGUAUUCAUUGACUUGAUGAAAAAGUUUUGUAAUUACUUCAGCGAAUCAUGCGACGCGCGAUAGAAAACUGCAUUUAUUCAUUUAACAGUGUCAUUAUUGGCGCUGGCACAUACAUUUUCCUGUGGUAGAAAAUCGUCCACGCUCUUAAAUUUUAAAAAGCUCGGGCCAAUCGAUUCAAUCGGUAUUGAUCUGUUUACUCGAAACACACAUGGGAGUUUCACGAACCUGGUACGUAAUCCUCGUGGUGAUCGCCGCGUGCACCUGCGGUGCACGCACGGAAUGCGGCGAAACUGUGCAAAUUUCAUUUCUAACAAGCGUGCACGAUGAUCCGUCGUGUACGAAGUUAUCGGCGAAGGGUGUUACGCUCUACGAAGCGGCCAAGCUUCUCGCAGAGAUUCAGAACAACAAAACUGACGGAUUCAAAAUCGAAAUUACCGUUUUGGACACGUGUGGGAGUAUAACGGGUGCUCUGAAAGCGGUGAUGAAGGCUUUAGUGUGGGCAGAUAUCAGCUGUUUGCAUCCACCUCAUUAUCUCGGAAUUAUCGGACCGGAUACCCUAACCAACGUCGAGGCGGUACACAAAGUGACUUCGAUAUUGAAAGUACCGCACAUUGUCAAGAAAGCGUCGAUUUCUCCGUAUUUGCACUCUUUAACCGAGGAAUCAAACUCCUACUUAGUGCAGGGAAUCUUGAAAAUGAUAGAAAUCUUGAAAUGGAAAUCCUUCACAUUAGUAGCUAACGUUAAUGAUGAAAACGAUGACGACGUACAAAAUAUUGCAAAGAAGUUAACGAUAAGUGCCAUAGCGAACAACUUAUGUGUUAUAAUUCACGAUAACGAUGAAGAAGAUUAUACGUCACAUAUUGUACACAUUGGGAGACCAGAAGAGAAGUUCUUUAACGGGCCUAAAAAUGCAACCAUACUAAUUGUCAGCGAGGAAAAUUUGAAAGAUUAUUUAAAGCGUAUAAAUUCAACUAACACCAUACUACUUUUAGAAGAUUCCAGAAACGUAAUUAAUGGUCUCGAGUGGAGAGUCAAGAGUUCGCAAUGGUGGGAGCCCGAUAACAGUUUUGGAAAAUACGACGCUAAAGAAUUGAAGCGCGUCAGAUGGCUAGAAAGCGCUAUAGAAAUUUACGUGAAAGCUUUAAAACUGCUAUGUAAAAGCAAAAAGUGUAAAAAUCAAAUAAACCCUCUGGACUGGGAUCAUAUGGUGUCAAACGUAUUAGUGACGCACAAUGCGGAAUCGGAAGCGGCACCGAAAUUCCUCGACCUGUCUAUGAAAAAGAAGACCGGCAAUCUAGAACGGCUGGGUGGCAUAAUAGUUCGCCAGAACAGAACGCAAGUUUAUUGGGGUGAGAGUAAAGCGGACGAGAAAGAAGAGGACGUCGCGGAGGAAACGGAGAAAAGUCGCGGAGCGCGAAAAGGCAACGACAACGUGUCGUACAUGUUUCGAGAACUUCUGAAAGGAGAGAACGAGUCGCGGUCGGGAUGCGCCACAGCCGUCAAAGAGAUUAAGAUGUUGAACGAGAAGAACAGCGACGCGACACAAAUUCUAAUCUCGGGAAUGGACGACAACGAGUGGUGGACAAUGGUGUGCACGGUAAGCGGCGUGGGCCUCGGGAUGUUUCUGGUGGGAAUUCUUGCCGUUUACAUUAUCUACACGAACAUACGGGGGCCGAGAUGCGUAAAGAAUAAAAGUCAUUUAGACAGAGACACCAGCCUAAGGAGGAUGGGCAGCGACAGGGAACUACCCGCGACUAUAACCACCCGUAAUCAGCGAGCAUUGCAUACGCCGCAAAGAAGGGGCAGCGACAGAAGUACUGUAUCUGAGAAAAGCGUUUAGGCGUUUAAAAACGCGAACGUGCGCUGAAAAUAAUGGGUCGCGCGAAUAGCGAGUAAAGCGAGCGCUUCUAGCGAGGAUAGAAAUUUGCUUUGAAAUAAUAGAACGUGUGCAAGAGCACAUUCGUUUUCUUGUUUCUCUGUGAACGUGUUUUCUAGUCAUUAUAAAAUAUAUCGAUAAUCUGUUAUAAUAAAUUGAACAUUGUUAUAAUAAAAUAUAAUAUAAUAUGUUAUAAUAAAAUAUUCUUUAUAAUAUGUACACAGACCUCAGUUAGCAUUUGAAUUUAUUAUCAUUUAUUUCGUGGACUCGAUAUAACGUGAAUUCCCUGUAAUUAUUAUCACUUUAUAUAACAAUAAAUCUAACUCCACGGCACUUUUCAAAAUCACAAUGCAAUAUUUGAUUCCGACAAUGUACUAACAAGCUGAACAAUCUAGCCAUAAAUGC